This is a messenger RNA of Oncorhynchus masou masou (cherry salmon), 2065 nucleotides long. RefSeq names its product solute carrier family 41 member 2-like. Gene Ontology annotation, cellular component: plasma membrane. Lineage: Eukaryota; Metazoa; Chordata; Actinopteri; Salmoniformes; Salmonidae. The record is from RefSeq and is a predicted model, not a curated record. Gene Ontology annotation, molecular function: monoatomic cation transmembrane transporter activity. Gene Ontology annotation, biological process: monoatomic cation transport.
UUUCCUGUGACGCGUCGAGCUUAGUGUCAAAAGGAAAAGGGCAUCCUUCAGAGAAAUCCGGAACAGAAAAAGGAAAAUAAAACAGUCAAAAUUAGUAUAAACUUCCUUAAGUCAAGCGCAUUCCACCUGUAUAGCUGGAGAGAACAGUGACAGUCUUUGGGCUGAUCAUAGUGGACAUGGAUGCCCCUCUUCCUAUUUAACCAGCCCUGCCUGCCCUCUUUCACACUGUCCCACCUGAAUGAAUGGAGAUGAGACAUUGCGGACUCAUCAGCAGCAUUGCUUAGCAUGAACAUCCACACACUGGGCGACUCUCUGGGCCCUAGCCUAGUGGUGCGUAUGAGCGGAGCCACCGGUGGCUGGAGCAGUCUCUCUCUGAAGCCAGUGCCUACCGGGUGGAUCCCCUCUGUGUUCCAAACCAUGGUCCCUACGGGAUACACCAAGCUCCAGGAGGAGCGUGGUCUGGCCAUGGCCGACCUGGUGCCCAAACCUGAUGGGAACGGCUACCGGCCUGACCCCCCUCACCUGGAGGUGCGCCGGCACUCGGACCGGGUAGCGCGGACAUCCGUUAGCCUGUCAGACGGUGGGGAUGUGCGGUACUCUGAGACUGAGCCCAUGCUCCAUGAGGGGACACUCUCAGGGGAGGAGGGUGAUGACGAGGAGAAGGAGGAAGAGGAGAGUCAGAGGCCCCCCACACGGAAUAUGCCCAAGGAGUCGCCUCUGGCCAUGGCACUGCAGAUCGUGGUGCCUUUCCUGCUGGCUGGGUUCGGCACGGUGUCGGCAGGGAUGGUGCUGGACAUAGUACAGCACUGGGAUGCCUUUAAGUACAUUACAGAGAUCUUCAUCUUGGUUCCGGCUCUGCUGGGCCUGAAGGGCAACCUGGAGAUGACCCUCGCAUCCAGACUAUCCACUGCGGUGAAUGUGGGGAAGAUGGACUCUCCCAUAGAGAAGUGGAAUCUGAUCAUAGGAAACCUGGCGCUAAAACAGGUACAGGCUACAGUAGUAGGCUUCCUGGCAGCAGUGGCGGCAGUGGUUCUGGGUUGGAUCCCAGAGGGGAAGUUCCAGAUGAGUCAUGCCGUUCUGCUCUGCUCUGCCAGCGUGGCCACUGCCUUCAUAGCCUCUAUGCUGCAGGGCUUCAUCAUGGUGGGAGUGAUCGUGGGCUCCAAGAAGACGGGCAUCAACCCCGACAACGUGGCUACACCCAUCGCCGCCAGCUUCGGUGACCUCAUCACCCUGGCCAUCCUGGCCUGGAUCAGCCAGGGACUCUACAACUGCCUGGACUCUCACCCGUACGCGUCGUCCCUGGUGUGUGCCUUCUUCCUGUCUCUGACUCCAGUGUGGAUGGUGAUCUCCUCCAAACACCCGGCCAGCCGCACCCUGCUCUACUCCGGCUGGGAGCCUGUCAUCACUGCCAUGGUCAUCAGCAGUAUCGGAGGUCUCAUCUUGGACAAAACAGUGUCUGACCCGAACCUGGCUGGCAUCGUGGUGUACACCCCUGUCAUUAAUGGUAUUGGGGGGAACCUGGUAGCCAUCCAGUCUAGCCGUAUCUCCACUCACCUGCACUUCCACAGUGCUCCUGGGGAGGUACCAGAGGAAGCCAAGGGCUGCUACUACCCCUGCCGCACCUUCUGUGGCACAGGAGCCAAUCACCGUUCGGCCCAGGUGCUGCUCCUAUUGGUGCUCCCGGGUCACCUGAUCUUCCUGUACACCAUCCACCUGAUGAAGAGCGGCCACACCACCCUGACACCUAUCUUCAUGACCGUCUACCUGGCUGCCGCCCUCUUACAGGUGUUCCUGUUGCUGUGUAUAGCAGACUGGAUGGUGUACUCUAUGUGGCGUAGUGGUAAAGACCCAGACAGUUUCUCCAUCCCCUACCUGAGCCUGGGCGACCUCCUGGGCACCGCUCUCCUGGCCCUCAGCUUCCAAUUCCUGUGGUACAUCGGCGACCAGGACAGUGACGUGGGUGACUGAGAUGACCCCUGAUCCCUGGCAGAGGGGUCACGCCCGUGCCUCUACCCCUGACCCAGAACCCCUACCCCUUCUCUUAUGCCUUGCGGGGUUGUUCCCG